AUGGUGACUCCUACGUUCUUGUUGAAGAUCGUCACCCUUCCGUAUACUUUGGCAAAAACUGUGAUCCAGUACUACACCACUGGUACCAUCUACUCCAGAACCAAUGCUGAGUUCACCAACUCUUUGUGGAAGAACAUCCACUUGGCAUCAUUGUACCACUUGUCAGGAAACUUGCAGAAGCAAGAUGUGGUGCUCGUUCUCCACCAUCCAUUGCAAGAAUUUUUCGACACUUACAGAAACAACCCCAUGGCCAUAGGCUUGAAGAACUUUGGAAAGAAGCUCGACGACCAUGCUUACUGGUUAGUCCAGAACGAGGUUGAAGGCCCCGAGAAGGAGGAUGUGUUGAUUUAUGCCCACGGUGGUGGUUACUUGCUCAACAUGUUUGAAACUCAAAUGGUGGCCUUUUUGGCAUUAUACCAUGCCUUGCCUGAAGAACGCCGUAAUCGUACCUCCAUCUUGUUCCUUGACUAUUCCACUACUGCCAACAAUUUCACUUAUCCUACUCAGCUCAGAGAGGCCAUUUACUCUUACAACGGCUUGGUUGAACAAGGUUACAAGAACAUCCAUCUUAUUGGUGACUCUGCUGGUGUGCACUUGAUUUGUUCUAUUGCUAGAUACAUUGCUUACCCUGAAGAAGCCAAGGAACAGUUCAAGCACUUCCCCAAGUUCGACUUCAGCUUCCAUGGAGAGUUGGUUCAACCUAAGUCUUUGAUUCUUAUGUCUCCUUGGGUUCAACCAACUACUGCUCCAAACUUACCACCGGUUCUGGGUGCAAACCCAUACGGAGAUUUGGGGGCCACUGACACUUCAAUGGGUGACUACUACGUUGGUGACAACGAUAGAAAGUUGAUUGACAAGUGGAUCACCUUCAACAGCCUCAGCUACGACGAACACUGGGCCCAAGUGGAGGCCAUUGACAAGGGCAACACUUUGGUCAUCUACGGUGAAAGAGAAAUCUUGAGAGAAGGAAUUGAGAAGUUUUAUGAUAACAUCAACAAAAAGGGCAAUAUUAUCAAGCACAUGGAGAAGGGUGGUAUCCAUGCCUCAUUAGUGUAUGUCGAAGCAUUGAACUAUAUGGGCAAGGCUGGUGCCAGAAAGGCCUUGGAUGGAGACUUUGACGGUAGAUACAACAUCAAUCUUAUCGUGGAUUUCCUUGAGAGAUUUUAG
Suhomyces tanzawaensis NRRL Y-17324 is the source of this 1167-nucleotide messenger RNA. RefSeq lists its product as uncharacterized. Bases 1 to 1167 code for a protein of 388 amino acids. The transcript has a single exon. Lineage: Eukaryota; Fungi; Ascomycota; Pichiomycetes; Serinales; Debaryomycetaceae. The record is from RefSeq and is a predicted model, not a curated record.